AUGGUAAGCCACUUCGAGAAUAAGCGAAUCGGGGGGUCCGGUUCUGAUAGAACGCAGAUAGAAUCUGGCAGUUUCACGUCCUCAAGGGCACUCUUCAGUGUGGAAGUAGACGCUCGUGGGUGGGACCUGCGUGAAGAAUUCGGUACUUCUAUGAUAUUGUCUGCUGCGGAGGUAAGCGAAGACAAUGCUACACGUUUUGAACGCCCCGUACACGUUAGUCUGGCCCGUUUCCGGGCGCCGCUGCAUUUUCAUUCAAGGGUUCCGCGAUGGUUGAUUGUAGACUGCAAUCAAAUGUCGCAUUUGGUCGCCCUGCCGUGCUUUCAAGAGCCCGAAGGGAUGACAACCUGUCUUCUCCUGUGUCUGAUCAUUGCAACACUGACAACCUAUCGAGUUCAAACCUGGCUUACUCACUACAGUAAUCUAGCCCCCAAGAUGGUUAUCUCCGCCUAUGACGAACAUCAGAGAGAGCUGCCCUUUCCGCUCGUCACUCUAUGCAAUAUCAAUCCAGCAAGAGGACUCGUACUGUACAAUCCGAACUCACCCAGUCAAGUCACGCGCGGAGUGGACUACGAGCUAUUUUCCGAUGCAGUUCAAGGUCGGGUGACAGAGAAUCCGCCAAAAGGGAAACUGGAAAUUCCCAUCUACCGUCUUAUGGAUCAAGCGUCACACCAGUUGGUGGAUAUGCUGAAAUUAAAUCAACUACAAUUCAUGAGCAACCCAAGUACAGGAUGUCAUUCUUUCGUAGAUUUCGUUUCCCUUUUUAUUAAAAAUCGUUCAUCAGUAGCACCCUUUCGGUGCCUAGCUGCCAUGCCACACGAAGGAGGCACGAGGGCUGGGAUACUGCCAGGUAGCCCAAAACUAGACAGUGGAAGUCGAGUGGCAGAGGUCGGGUUCGAACCACGGACCUUCCGGACAUGGUCCAGUCGAGCCCUCAAUGGCGCUUGUGCAUUCAACCUAUUGCCUGCAAUGCAUAUCUCCUUUUCCAACCCCUCAUUUGACAGCCCACUGACAGUGCUGGAUUUAUGCACCAAUUUAUCAGCUCCCGCCUGCAAUGCGCAGCUACCUACCCACCCACCCCCCAAAUCAUCGGUGAACGAAACUGCGGCAGCUACAACCACUGUACGACGAGCUUGGGCAGCCCUUAUACUUCCUUCGGGUGGUAUGGCAGCUAGGCACCGGAAGAGUGUUACAGCUGAACAAUUCGACUUUUUGUUGAAGCAUUCAGUGCACAGCCGGUCAGUCCUCGUGCUCUGCAGCAAAUUUCACAAAGAGUAUCCUUCCGACCGGUGCCUGCUACACUUUCCACGGAACCCCGUCUGUCAUAGCUUGAUUUCUCCUCUGUUUGCUGCAGAUGUCGAUGAAUUUCAACUAACACUGGAUCCACAAAGCUACGACUAUAUGAUUCCUAACCAAGGAUUUGUCGGCUUCCGUAUUUUACUACACGGAAGAGGUGAUCCGCUUUGGGGUACAAUGCCUGGUGCGGUGUACGCCGGACCAACGUUUCAUACGAUGCUGCGAGUGGUCGGCCUGAAGAAAGCAAAUGUCGAUGAAUUUCAACUAACACUGGAUCCACAAAGCUACGACUAUAUGAUUCCUAACCAAGGAUUUGUCGGCUUCCGUAUUUUACUACACGGAAGAGGUGAUCCGCUUUGGGGUACAAUGCCUGGUGCGGUGUACGCCGGACCAACGUUUCAUACGAUGCUGCGAGUGGUCCGUGGUUCGAACCCGACCUCUGCCCCUCGACUUCCCCUGUCUAGGCUUGGGCAACCUGGCAGUAUCCCAGCCCUCGUGCUUCCUUCGGGUAGCAUGACAGCUAGGCACCGGAAGGGUGUUACGGCAAACUCAGUCUCCCAGUGGGGAGUUUUGGGCACAACUAUUUACAGACAACACUGUGUACCUCAUCAUCAAUGGGCUCAUUGUAUGCAUCAGUGUAUGCAAGAGAUGCUAUACAAGCAGUGCCACUGCUAUAUGUCACAUUGUACCCUGUUGCACAUGAUGCAAUGCGGACGGAAGAUGCACUCCAUGGUUGACAAUCUUCCUCCAAGCAAGUGUCGAUGUAAAAACCCAUGUGAACAAGUGACCUAUUCGAUUGAAUCAAUCACACAAGCUUUGAAGCCGCCUCUUUUCAGCCUGAUGAGUCCAAGAACAGAUGCGUUACUUUCUUCAGAUGGACUACUUGCUCCUGCUCCCAAACGGGUGCGCAGAGAUAUCGAAACUGUGAACCAGAACAUGGAAGGGAAGGAGAAGAGCCUUCAGAAAAAGGAGAUCAAGGAUGGAUUUCUAAUCCAACUGUGGGCAUUCCUCCGCGAAUCUAACCGAACAGCCUUCGAGGAAUUCCGUCACUUGUCACGGUUGCUGCAGAGCUUACACAUGGAUCUUCAGAUAGUUGAAAGGGCAGUCUCGGUGGUGCAGUUUACUCACCAUCUAUCCAGUCCACAACACAAUCCCGUAAAAUGGGAUGAGGCAACCGAUCGCUCAAAAGACGGUCCGAAGCCAAAUCACUCAAAGGACGAUGGUCUGUGCUUGGAAAGCGAGGAAGACGCCCGCAUGCUUUCCCGGGUGCGUCGUUUGGGCGAGGAAUUCGUCCGUCUAUUUCGCCAAAGCGUUCUUUUCCGUGAUCUUACACUAAUCCCCGGAGAAGACUUCCACAUUCACAUGGUGCGUCUUUUCUUUCUACGUGUGGUAGACGAAUUAGAUCAUUUGGCCAGUCAACUGCAGCACAACGAUUUGUUUUCUGAUGUGACUAUGCUGGACUUACAAAGAAAAGCGCAUCAGUGCAAGCAAACUGGGGGCAAUCACUUGACCAACGGAAAUCGUUCAUCGGAUUGGCUUUCGAUGCUUGUAGAUGGUCAUACUCGACUAACGGAAUCUUCAGGGGAUAUUGCCAGCCUGCAAGCGGUUCUUCUAGCCACGGAUACACAGUUCAAACAACUUCGUUCUGCGUUUGUCAAGCUUACAACAGAUAAUCAAGAGUUGAUUGAACUGGUCCCGAUUGAGCAGCUGAAGCGUUUAUCAUCUUUUCACGUUGAUCAAAGUCUGGUCACGAUCACAAUUCAAUUGACGCGGGACAAAAAUCGACUGGUUCGUUUGGAGUCUGUGCAGUCUAUUUACAACCCACUGAGUAAGUCAACCUGGUUAUGCGAUGUUGGAGGUUCAGCUCAACUUGUUAAUUACGCACAACGACUGCGAACUCCCAGAAUACUUCUAUAUACCGAACUGUUUGAUAUCAUCAUCUCAGGUCUGGUUCUCGCCUUUUUGGCUCUAUUCUUCAUGGAUAUGUGCUUCGCAGGACGGACCGGCGAGUCACAUCUCCUGUGCUGUUCACCAAACCAGAAAAAAAGCACUUCACAUCAGGGUAUAUUGGCGUCUCAUAGUAAACGACGCGAUUUACUCUCUGGUUCGCUUGUCAAUCUGUGUGAGUCAUCGACAUAUACACCUAAGGUGGUAACCUCCAGAUCCUGUCCAGCAUGCUCCCAACUUGUACCUUCGUUUGGGUCUGCUGGUAUAGCGGAAGCUGAUGAGACUACCCGGACAUGUGACUUUUGUUCCGUUUGUCCACAACCAGAAUGGUCCACAACUAGCCGGAACAGACCAACUCAGCAAAGUACAUCUCCUGCGCCGUCCACUUUCUACUGUCUACAUCACGCACAGGCAGUAUGUGAGGAGAAUGGUACCGAGUAUGGCUCGUCAAACAAGGAUACAGACUCUGGAAAGCCCUCUUCCUCCACCGUAACACAUACACCCCAAAGGUGGGACCUGACCACAUGCAGUGUGCGACAUUCACAAACGGGGAAUCGGUUGAGGCCUCCCGAUCUUCCUUUACCGGCAAACAAGCAGAGUCCGGGGGAGAAAACAUUUGGAAAUGAUUCAGCAAUUCUGCUGACCGAUUCGAUUCACACCCAGUCUGUGUCAAUCCCACCACAUCCCAGUAUGAGCGAAAAUCCAACGACUUCUCUGUAUACCUAUUCAACCGACAGGCAAGAUCGAGAGACUGCUGCGCCUCACAUGAACUCCUUCGGUGAAGCUUCUCAACGCCAUACAAUUACAAAUGAUCAACCGUUCCAAGCGUUCAUCAGUCCUUCGAUACUCAAUUGCACUGGUCAUACAAGUUGGACCCCCAUGUGUGAAUGUGUGCACUACUUGUCGGGCCGUAGUGCAAUUCACCACUCUGUGAAUACACUGAGUCGUACAAAUCACAACAGUUCAUUCAACACACCUCCUGGGUCAAAUAUUUUAGAUGAUAAUGAUACCAGACAUGUGAAUGAACAAGGCCAAACGGUAGUUACCAUACAAUCCCCUUCUCACGCCACUUCGUAUGAAUCAUUCUCUGGGCACACCUAUUCCCUGUCAAAUGUAGUCUGACGAUUUUAAUUGAUCAGCGGCGAUGGUUUGACAAACGCAUACACAUAUCAACACCUUCCUUACUUCAGCACUUCUAGGUUGUGACUAUCCUAAUUCAUGGCCGUUUCGCAACCGGGUGCUCUCAACUAUGGACGCAGCUCAUUACUCAUCUCUGCUACUCUUCAUGACGUUGAUGUGUCCGCGUCGCCAACAUGCUCGCCAACACGCUCCUGCGUUAGUCCCGUACAACAACAGCUGACCCAUAUCCACCACGUGUAGUAGUGUACUCAAAACUGGCUGCAUUUUUCCUCUGGGCUACCUGUUGCUUCGCACAUUUCCAUUCACUGCACCAAGGCCCUCUUUUCCCGUUUGGUUGGAAAAAACUCUUCUGUACAUUUUCCAAGUGUUCAAAUCCACGUGGCACAGCGUUUUUAUUUGUACUUCUGCCUUAUAUAAAAUAUUUU
Messenger RNA from Opisthorchis viverrini, 4805 nucleotides. RefSeq lists its product as hypothetical. Lineage: Eukaryota; Metazoa; Platyhelminthes; Trematoda; Opisthorchiida; Opisthorchiidae. Gene Ontology annotation, cellular component: membrane. Gene Ontology annotation, biological process: sodium ion transport. Gene Ontology annotation, molecular function: sodium channel activity. The record is from RefSeq and is a predicted model, not a curated record. The transcript is spliced from 20 exons. The coding region runs from base 1 to 4362 and encodes 1453 amino acids.